Messenger RNA from Erinaceus europaeus (western European hedgehog), 3186 nucleotides. RefSeq names its product fat storage inducing transmembrane protein 2 (gene FITM2). The coding region runs from base 68 to 856 and encodes 262 amino acids. The transcript is spliced from 2 exons. Lineage: Eukaryota; Metazoa; Chordata; Mammalia; Eulipotyphla; Erinaceidae. The record is from RefSeq and is a predicted model, not a curated record. Gene Ontology annotation, cellular component: endoplasmic reticulum membrane. Gene Ontology annotation, biological process: lipid droplet organization; lipid storage; phospholipid biosynthetic process.
CCUGCCAAAGGGCGAGACGGUGGCCGAGAGGGCUCAGAGCGGCGGACGGUGGCCGACGAGUUCGGGCAUGGAGCACCUGGAGCGCUACGCGUGGUUUCUCCGGGGGACUCUGGUGCGGGCGGCCGUGCGGCGCUACCUGCCCUGGGCGCUGGUGACUACCAUGCUGCUGGGUUCCCUCCUCAAAGAGUUCUCCCCGCUGCCAGAGAGCUACCUGAGCAACAGGCGCAACAUCCUCAACCUGUAUUUUGUCAAAGUGGCCUGGGCCUGGACCUUCUGUCUCCUGCUGCCUUUCAUCGCCCUCACCAACUACUCCCUGACGGGCAGGGCCAGCCUGGUGCUGCGGCGGCUGAGCACCCUCCUGGUGGGCACAGCUAUCUGGUACAGCUGCACGGCCAUCUUCUCCGGCAUCGAGCACUACACGGGCAGCUGCUACCAGUCACCAAGCCUGGUGGGGGAGAGGAAGGAACACCAGAAUAAGCAGCAGUGCCACGGAGAGGGAGGCUUCUGGCAUGGCUUUGACAUCUCAGGCCACUCCUUCCUGCUGACCUUCUGUGCGCUCAUGAUCGUGGAGGAGAUGGCCGUGCUGCACGAGGUGAAGACGGAUCGCGGCCACCACCUCCACACCACCAUCACCACCCUGGUGGUGGCCCUCGGUUCCCUGACCUUCAUCUGGGUGUGGAUGUUUCUGUGUACAGCUGUUUAUUUCCAUGACCUGUCCCAGAAAGUGUUUGGGACCAUGUUCGGUUUGCUGGGCUGGUAUGGGACAUACAGGUUUUGGUAUCUGAAAUCCUUUUCCCCAGGACUUCCUCCCCAGAGCUCUAGUUUGAAUUUGAAGCAAGAUAGUUACAAGCAGUAAAAGAGAAAGAAAAUGGGAUAACUACAGGACAAUGGCUAAUUUAUUUUUCUUAGUUAUUUAAUGGAAUGAUCUCUUCUACAUCAGAGAGGAAGCUUACCAGGCAGUGUGGGUGGGUGACGGUGGAGUCUGGACCAGCUCAGUCCCCAGACUAUUUUUGAUGUCUUCACCGCCAUUUCCAGUCAGGUCCUUUUUGUCCCUGCCAGACUUAAUUUGAAUCCGGACCAGCCCUUUUGUCCCCAGAGGACAGAAUCAGGAAAGUCUCUGGUGUGUUGCUGGAAAGUGGAUUAGGCCCUCGGGACUCUUUCUAUGGCCACCAUAAACUUCCUGAGUCUAGAUGUUUUCUAUCUUUAAUGGCUGUUGAGGCUGUUAUUUUGUACUAUUUCCCUCUGGCCAGUUUUUCACAAACAUUUAUUUCCAGAAGACUCUUUACCAAUCAACCUCCCAAAAGACACUGCCUGGUUGUAGUUCUUGUCUCAUCACGGAAUGUAGGAAUAUUGCAACUGACUUGUGAUCAGCUCUCCAGAGAGCUGAACUGGAAUGCCUCUGUGACUGUGUGUGGGGUGACUUCCAUGUAACAAGCACUGUCCACAGUUACAUAGUGGCUUUAGAAGCAAUAAGGUUGCCUUUUCCCCCUCCCCCUUCUACUUUGAGUGAAUGCUUUAUAGUUUUUAAUGACAACUAUAGCAUUUGUUCUUAGACAGAAAAUCUCUUGAAAAGUCACUCAGAAUUUCAGUGCUGCAUUUUUGACAGUUUGUAGACUGCCUUAAGCUUUUUUUUUCUUUUGAACACUAAUUUACUUUUCAUAACCAAAUACUUCCAGUAUUAAAAUCCACCUCACAGACUUGUUUGCUCUGUUAAGAGUAAGACUGGAAAGCAGGUAUUAUUAUAACAGUAACUUGAUUAAUUUUAUGCCAAGUCAGAUGCAUUUGCAAAAUGCAGAUUUGCACUGAAGACUUUCCUAAUCACACACAGUGGUACAGACUGAACCUGUAAGUACAUUGAUAACCUGCCAAGGUCCAAGGCAUUUUGACCAUUUGGACAAGAUUCUGACAGAAGUGAAGGAAAAUGUCUUCCAUUGACUUUGAUAGCGAGACACCAGCCUGUUUGCAAAAAUAUCCUUCUUGAAUAGUGGCCUGCCUUUGGCCCCCACCCUCUUCUCACUUGCACCACCGGUAAAACCAAACCAAACCUGGAUCUAUUCAGCUGACUUUACAUUCAAUAUUUUCUCCCCCCCCCCCUUUUUUAAGCACUUCUCAACUACCAAACUUGUCAUCCUGUGACCUUCACUGUGAGGGUGCUGGGAAGGGUUAACAAUCUUGAUCACCUUCAUACCUAGAAAGCUCAGUUACAUGCUCUCCUCCACUUCCUCCCACUCUUUCAAACCAAGUCCCUUGCAUUUGGGGUAAUCAUUGAGACUUCUGUGCCUCCCCACUCCCACCCCAACCCCCACCAGCCUGGUAAUUGCAAUAGCUGGUAAAUACUACAUUUGACUGGCUUAAUCAAGCAAAGGUUGUUAGGAACUUGAGGUCUGGAAACUCUUCAGGGCGAACUGCAUUUGUAUAAUGAUAUAUUUAAAAUACCUAGUUCUAUGGGUUGUAAGUUAACUUGUAUUAAAAUGUGUGUAGAUGAUAUGCUGUACCCAGAAGUGGCAGGAAUACAUGCAGUGAAACUUCAGAGGUGUCACUGAAUCCUCUGAGAUCACUGGCAGAAUGUGAAGGCCCCAUGAGACAGUAUCUUGCCCUCUGAAGUUUAUAGUGCUAAAAAACAAUAUUUAUAAGUUGAGAGAGCUAGUUGGUUUUAGUCAUGAGUCUAGAAGCAGCCCAUCCAAUAAGUAGGAAGGUAGGUAUUGGAAGGGCUAGCACAAAAUGGAUGGCUUUAUAUAUAAAUCUGAAAGAGGAUGGGACAUAGCUAUUAGUUAAAGAAAAAAAAAUUAUUUCAGGUAAAGCCACCUUCUGAGGAAGGCAGGGGCUGUCUAAUAUGCAAAUGAUUUUACUUGUGUUGAUCUGGGCACUAGAUUGAUUCCUUUAAGGUUAUGCUUUUGGGAGAGGUCGAAACUGCUCUUGAAUUGGGUUCUAAGUCUGGGUGGAGCCCAGUAUGAGCUCCAUUUUGGAGGCUUUUAAACCUCAAUGGGAUUGGGCUAGCUGUGUGUUGGGGCAGUGGGGAAGGGAGGUGUGCUUGUUGAAUGUGUUAAAAUCUUGUCAUGUUUCAUGUUUAGUGGUGAAAGGCAACAGACACAAGAUGCCUUGAGAAGUCCUGUAUGUCACUGUGAAGUCUCCAGACAUUUCUGUUAUGGAUCUGAUUCAGGCUCAGCAUUAAAUUGUCAGCUCCCC